AUGGGGGAAUUGUUUAACGUGAAUAUAUCACAAUAUUUAAGCAAGCAUACCGAUCUAAAUGAAAACGCCAAUAACAUUCAAGGUAAAAUCAACGAUAACUCUCAAGAUUCAUCAGAUAAUUUAAAUUUCGGUGAUGAAAUUAAAGAAAAAUCAGAUCAAAUGAAUUGCAAUUAUGCAUUUCAAAGAUAUUCUUCUUCUGCAAGUACAACAGCCCAAGAUUCAAUUAUUGUUUCCAAACCAAAUUCUUUCAUCCUUAUGGAUUUGAUUAGAUCAUGUCUUCGAGAAGAUGGAAAAGUCUUGCAGUUUUUUGAAAAAUCUAUCUAUCCUAGAUUUAUCGAGAUAAAUAACACUAAGGAAGAACAAGAUGAAUUUUCAGUUGUUUAUGAUUUUAUGAAUUUUAUAAUUCCAACAUUUUUUGGUAAGAUCUCAGGAAAUAUUUUUCAAGAUAAAUUAAAUACUGAUGAAGAUUUUUCUAGCGGUACUGAAUUCCUUAUUGCAAGAACAAAUUCAGAAGAAGUGAGAAACAAUUGCCUUGCGGUAGUAAGAACAUUGAUGGAUUUCAGUUUUAGUGAACAAAUAUACGAUAUGUAUGAAGUCAACCAAGAAUUCUUAACUCGUAAAUCAAAGCAAUUCUUUUGGGGUUCAAGAAUGUUUUUGCAAGAUCAAGCAAUCGAACAGAUUCCAUAA
Molecule: messenger RNA, 687 nt
Organism: Trichomonas vaginalis G3
Lineage: Eukaryota; Parabasalia; Trichomonadida; Trichomonadidae
Product: protein CBG06246 family
Exons: 1
Coding region: 1-687 (228 amino acids)
Source: RefSeq, a predicted model, not a curated record